Labrus mixtus (cuckoo wrasse) is the source of this 937-nucleotide messenger RNA. Its product is annotated as Ferritin, lower subunit-like. Bases 7 to 531 code for a protein of 174 amino acids. Gene Ontology annotation, molecular function: ferric iron binding; ferrous iron binding. Gene Ontology annotation, biological process: iron ion transport; intracellular iron ion homeostasis. Lineage: Eukaryota; Metazoa; Chordata; Actinopteri; Labriformes; Labridae. The transcript has 5 exons. The record is from RefSeq and is a predicted model, not a curated record. Gene Ontology annotation, cellular component: cytoplasm.
CCAAAAAUGCAGUCUGUGGUCAAACAAAACCUCCACUCGGAGACCGAAGGAGACAUCAACAAGCUCAUCAACCUGAAGCUCAAUGCAUCCUACACCUACCUUUCUCUGGGGAUGUACUUUGACAGAGAUGAUGUGGCCCUGCCAAGUUUCUCCAGCUUUUUCUUGGAGCGCUCGGUAAAAGAGAGGGAACAGGCUGAGAAGCUGCUGGAAUAUCAAAACAUGAGAGGAGGACGGAUUCUGCUUCAAAAUAUUGCUAAACCAAGUAGAGAGGAUUGGAGAGGUGGUCUGGAUGCCAUGACUUUUUCUCUGGACUACCAGAAGACCCUGAACACAUGUAUCCUUGAUGUGCACCGCAGAGCUGGAAACAACACUGACCCUCACCUGGGUGACUUCCUUGAGCAGCACUUCCUCAUCGACAGCCAUGAUACCAUCAAGAAUCUUGGCGAUUACAUAGGCAGUCUCACCCGUCUGACUUCGUCUGAGACACACGGCUCUAUGGGAGAAUACCUCUUUGAUAAACACACUCUUUAAAAGGUCACAGCAGCACCGUGACAUAAGCUCCACAUUUCAAACGCUAAAGAGAGUCAGGAGGGCAACGACCCUGUGUGCAUUUUUACUCCGUUAAGAAAAAGUUUACCCUAAAUGUCAAUCUUGUAGCCGCAGCACAAGAGAAGUUCUCAGUAAAAUAACAGGAAAUACCUCAAUUUUGAUUGCAAACCAUGUUGCAAAAAUAAUAUUCUCAAUCAGUGGUGCUAAGACUACCAUGUUAAGCUGUUGAAAUGGGUCAUUUGUUCAUUUGGAAAAACUUGUAUCCCGUGUCAUACAUUCCAGUCUGGCUGAGGUUUUAACCUCCACAAACAUUUGUAAAUGCAUACUUUAUUAAUCCAACAGAAUUCUUUAAAAAGGGACUAUCAUUGAAUAAAUCAGAUCUUGUUGA